AUGGUAACGAAGAAACUUUUGAGUUUUAAUUUAUUCUUGAUAAUAAUACUAACUUUCGAAAAUUUAAGCUUCGAUAAAAAAAAUACUUGCAUGAUAAAUAAUAAUAUACGAUCAAAUUCAUGCGGUAUAGUAAAUCGUAUGUUAAGGGAAAAUUCACAAAAUAACUCCUUAAAAACACCAAAAAUCUUACCCUAUAUCAGAAAUUUUUCAUUAGAAAAAUAUAUUGCUGGUGACAAACUACAAAAAAAUAUUUUAAAUAAUAUUAAUAAACUUAGUGGUGCACACUUAUUUCACGAUUCAAAAUCUCAAUUACCAACCAUACCAAAUAACAAAUUUGUUGGUGACGCUACUAAAUCAUUUUUGGAAUCUAGAAGAAAUUUUGGAACUAAUCAAAUCGAAAAUAAACGAACAAAUUUUGGUAGAAUGUUGUGUGAAGAUCAUAAAAAUAAUGGAGGUGAAGUCGCCUCUACAGAAAAAGCAGUUUUCAAAAAUCCAAAAGACCCCAAAAUCCAUUACAGAACCGAUUACAAACCAAGUGGAUUUACAAUUGAUACUGUUACAUUAAAUAUUAAUAUUUUUGAUACUGAAACAACUGUUAGAUCAUCCUUAAAUAUGUGCACUAAUGAUAAUUAUGCUAAUGAAGAUCUUGUUUUUGAUGGUAUAGGAUUAUCUAUUAAAGAAUUAUCUAUUAAUGAUAAUAAAUUAACUGAAGGUGAAGAUUAUACAUAUGAUAAUGAAUUUUUAACUAUAUUUGCAAAAAAUGUACCAAAAGGAAAUUUUGUAUUCGUAUCUGAAGUUAUUAUUCACCCUGAAACAAAUUAUGCCUUAACUGGUUUAUACAAAUCUAAGGAUAUCAUUGUAUCUCAAUGUGAAGCUACUGGUUUCCGUAGAAUCACAUUUUUUAUUGAUAGACCCGAUAUAAUGGCUAAAUACGAUGUUACUUUAACCGCAGAUAAAAAAAAAUACCCAGUAUUAUUAAGUAAUGGUGAUAAGCUUAAUGAAUUUGACGUUCCAGGAGGUCGACAUGGAGCUAGAUUUAAUGACCCCCAUUUAAAACCAUGCUAUUUAUUUGCUGUAGUUGCUGGUGACUUAAAGUUUUUAAGCGAUAAAUAUGUUACAAAAUUUACUAACAAACCUGUUGAAUUAUAUGUAUAUAGUGAAGCAAAAUAUGUAUCAAAAUUAAAAUGGGCCUUAGAAUGCUUAAAGAAAGCUAUGAAAUUUGAUGAAGAUUAUUUUGGAUUAGAAUAUGAUUUAUCAAGAUUAAAUUUAGUUGCCGUAUCCGAUUUUAAUGUAGGUGCUAUGGAAAAUAAAGGAUUAAAUAUUUUCAAUGCAGACUCUUUAUUAGCAUCUAAAAAAACAUCUAUUGAUUUUUCAUUUCCAAGAAUAUUAACAGUUGUUGGUCACGAAUAUUUCCACAACUAUACUGGUGACAGAGUUACUUUAAGAGAUUGGUUUCAAUUGACUUUAAAAGAAGGUUUAACUGUACACAGAGAAAAUUUAUUUUCUGAACAAACAACUAAAACAGCUACAUUUAGAUUAACUCACAUUGAUUUAUUAAGAAGUGUACAAUUUUUAGAAGAUUCAUCACCCUUAUCUCACCCUAUCAGACCCGAAUCAUAUAUUAGUAUGGAUAACUUUUAUACUAAUACUGUAUAUGAUAAAGGAAGUGAAGUCAUGAGAAUGUAUCAAACUAUUUUAGGAGAUGAAUAUUACAAAAAGGGUAUCACUUUAUACUUAAAAAAACAUGAUGGUGGUACAGCUACUUGUGAAGAUUUUAAUGAAGCUAUGAAUGAAGCAUAUCAAAUGAAAAAUGGAAAUAAUGAAAAAAAUUUAGAUCAAUAUUUAUUGUGGUUUUCACAAAGUGGUACUCCUCAUGUAACAGCUGAAUAUAUUUAUGAUGAAAAAGCAAAAACAUUUACAAUUAAUUUAUCCCAAAUUACAUAUCCAGAUGAUAACCAAAAAGAAAAACAUCCUUUAUUUAUUCCAGUAAAAGUUGGUUUAAUUAAUCCAAAAGAUGGUAAAGAUAUUAUUUCUGAAGUUGUUUUAGAAUUUAAGAAAGACAAAGAUACUUUUGUAUUCGAAAAUAUUAAUGAAAAACCUAUUCCAUCAUUAUUUAGAGAAUUUUCAGCACCUGUAUAUAUUAAAGAUAAUUUAACUGAUGAAGAACGUAUAACAUUAUUGAAAUAUGAUAGUGAUGCUUUUGUUCGAUAUAAUGUAUGCAUUGAUUUAUAUAUGAAACAAAUAAUUAAAAAUUAUAAUGAAUUUUUAUCUCAAAAAACUAAAGGAACUGAAAUAUUAGGACACACUUUAACUCCAGUUAGUGAAGAUUUUAUUAAUGCAAUUAAACACUUAUUAGAAGAUAAACAUGCUGAUCCAGGAUUUAAAUCAUAUAUUAUUACAUUACCACGUGAUAGAUAUAUAAUGAACUAUAUUAAAGAAGUUGAUCCAAUUGUUUUAGCAGAUACAAAAGAUUAUAUAUAUAAACAAAUAGGUAACAGAUUAAAUCCAAUACUUUUUAGCAUAUUCCAAGACAGUGAAAGUAAAGCAAAUGAUAUGACUCACUUUAAUGACGAAUCAUAUGUUGAUUUUGAUCAAUUAAAUAUAAGAAGUUUAAGAAAUUCUAUUAUGGUUAUGUUAAGUAAAGCUCAAUAUCCACAUAUGUUAAAAUAUGUUAAGGAGCAAGCUAAAUCACCAUACCCAUCUAAUUGGCUAACUAGUUUAACAGCAUCUGCCUAUUUUACUGGAAAUGAUUAUUAUGAUUUAUAUGACAAAACAUAUAAUCUUUCUAAAAAUGAUGAAUUACUUUUACAAGAAUGGUUAAAAACUGUCUCAAGAUCAGAUAGAAAAGAUAUUUACAAUAUCAUCAAAAAAUUAGAAGUUGAAGUAUUAAAAGAUAGUAAAAACCCAAAUAUUAUCAGAGCUGUAUAUUUACCAUUUACAGCUAAUUUAAGAGCCUUUAAUGAUAUAUCAGGUAAAGGAUACAAAUUAAUGGCAGAUAUUGUCAUGAAAGUUGACAAAUUUAAUCCUAUGGUUGCAACACAAUUAUGUGAUCCAUUCAAAUUAUGGAAUAAAUUAGACUUAAAAAGACAAGCUUUGAUGCAUGAAGAAAUGAACAGAAUGUUAAGCAUGGACAAUAUUUCUCCUAACUUGAAAGAAUAUUUGCUUAGAUUAACAAAUAAAAUGUAA
Plasmodium vinckei vinckei is the source of this 3186-nucleotide messenger RNA. RefSeq names its product M1-family alanyl aminopeptidase, putative. Gene Ontology annotation, biological process: proteolysis. Gene Ontology annotation, molecular function: zinc ion binding; metallopeptidase activity; aminopeptidase activity. The transcript has a single exon. NCBI's taxonomy places the organism in Eukaryota, Apicomplexa, Aconoidasida, Haemosporida, Plasmodiidae. The coding region runs from base 1 to 3186 and encodes 1061 amino acids. Gene Ontology annotation, cellular component: cytoplasm. The record is from RefSeq and is a predicted model, not a curated record.